Messenger RNA from Lactuca saligna, 294 nucleotides. Lineage: Eukaryota; Viridiplantae; Streptophyta; Magnoliopsida; Asterales; Asteraceae. The record is from the annotation of a GenBank genome assembly.
AUGGCAUCAUCUCCAAAUCCUACUGAUCAGAACUUCAUUGUAGUGGAUUUCCACUAUAAUGGUCAGUUUGCACCCAAUCCCUUAGUUUACUUUGAUCCCAACAGAGCAUCAGUGCGAGAUGUUGACUUCAGUGGGUUUGGGUAUGAGCAAUUCAUGGAAUUCCUUCACAAGCUCACCAAAUCGAGAAGCAAAGACAUCUAUUUCUGCCUUCCACAAGAGUCUUUAGGUGUUGGAAUUCAUACACUGGUGAACAACGGUGAUUACAUAGGAAUUUUUGGAUUUGGCGUAUGCUAA